Molecule: messenger RNA, 1029 nt
Organism: Vigna radiata var. radiata (mung bean)
Lineage: Eukaryota; Viridiplantae; Streptophyta; Magnoliopsida; Fabales; Fabaceae
Product: chlorophyllase-1-like
Exons: 2
Coding region: 17-940 (307 amino acids)
Biological process (GO): chlorophyll catabolic process
Molecular function (GO): chlorophyllase activity
Source: RefSeq, a predicted model, not a curated record
GAGAAGAGUAAUAAUCAUGGCGAAGAUAGCCGAUGAAAAAGUGGUGACCUUAGAUGUUUUCCAAAAGGGAAGUAUCCAAUGGAGCAAAAUUCCCACAAAGCCUCCUUCUUCACCUCCAAAACCAUUGGUGAUAUUUACACCAACUGUGCGUGGUGCUUACCCUGUAAUGGUUUUCUACCAUGGUUUCUUGCUUCAACCAAACGACUACUGUGACCUCCUAGGCCACAUAGUUUCACAUGGAUUCAUAGUUGUUGCUCCUCAUCUGAACAAUUUGUUUAGUGAUGAAAUAAAGGAAGCAGGAGAAGUGGUGGAUUGGCUUGUGAAGGGGCUUCAACCUUUGCUUCCUGAGAAAGUUGAAGCGAAAUUGGAGAAAGUGGUUCUAUCAGGUCACAGUAAGGGUGGACAAACUGCGUUUUGUGUGGCCCUAGGUCAGCAUGUUAAAACGGUGCUGAAGUUUUCUGCAGUGAUAGGCAUAGACCCUGUGGGAGGAUUAACUAAGUGUAAGGUUAGCAAAACAUCUCCUAAAAUUCUGACAGGGGUGCCACAUUCACUGGAUUUGAAGGCUCCCGUGGCUGUAAUAGGAACUGGACUAGGACCAGAAAGGGCUUUCCUUGUUCCUCUACCAUGUGCUCCUGAAGGGCAGAACCACGUGGACUUUUUCAACGAGAGCAAACCCCCUUGUGCACAUUUUGUUGCAGCAGAUUAUGGUCACAUGGACAUGUUGGACGAUAAAACACCGUUAUUUGACACCGUGCUGUCGAAGUGUAUGUGCAAGAAUGGGAAGGGUCCUAGGAAGUUUAUGAGAGAGACUGUGGGAGGAUUGGUUGUGGCCUUCUUGAGGGCACAGUUGGAUAAUCUGACCCAGGAUUUUGAGGCUAUUUUAAACGAUCCUUCUCUUGCUCCUGCUACACUCGUUGAUGUCAAGUACAUACAAGCAUGAAAACAACAUUUGCUUUUGCUGUUUCUCCCUUUCUAUGUUCUAUUAUAUGUUUGUUUCCUAAGAUGUUUCAAAUGUAUGUUAAAUACAGU